AUGUUCGUUGUCCGACUCCUCUUUCCUGACUUUUGUGUAAGCUUCUUGCCUGUCGUUGUUUUCUCAGGGACCAGCACAAGGGGAGAAGCCCUUCAGGAUCACCUCCACAGAGAAUCGCUUGCGGACCCCAUACACUUUUGGACGAGACAAGCAUCAUGCGUCCGCUGGUUUCAGCCGUAUAAGUCAGUUCUUGAGUCUUCUAAGGCUCCAGUCUACCGCUGGUUUUCGGGAGGCCAGGUAAAUGCGUGCUAUGAAGCUGUCGAUGCGCACGUGCUCAACGGCCGAGGAAGUUCAUGCGCGAUCAUCUAUGAUUCUCCCGCGACAGGUACUAAAAGUCGCAUCACGUACGCUGAACUUCUGGAGCAAGUUAAAAUCGUCGCUGAUGCUCUGCAGAAAGCUGGAGUGCGUCAGGGGGACCGCGUACUGAUUUAUACGCCUGUUAUGCCUGAGGCGGCAAUUUCCAUGCUAGCAUGCGCUCGCAUCGGAGCCGUACACGCGGUAACUUUUGGAGGCUUCGGAACUCAGGAACUGUCUACUCGAAUUGAUCAUGCGAAACCGAAAGCCAUAAUAGCAGCCUCGUGCGGUAUCGAACCUCGCCGUGUGGUUCCAUAUAAGGAAGGACUCGAAAAUGCAUUGCAACUUUCAUCGCAUAAACCAAAUUUCAAGGUUAUUAUUCAAAGACCCGAGCAUGAAUGUAAACUAGAGGAAGAAGACGUCGAUUGGGAGACGUUCGUACGGACAGGUUGUGCCGAAUGCGACGUAGUUCCGGUUGAUUCGAAUCAUCCUCUAUACCUGUUGUACACGUCUGGCACCACCGGGGAGCCCAAAGGUAUUGUGCGUGAUCACGCUGGUCAGUGCAUUUCAAGUCACUACACUGCUUCAGCAAUCUACGGCAUUGAACCCGGAGAUGUCGUCUUCUGCGCGUCCGAUCUUGGAUGGGUCCUCGGGCAUUCUAUAAUGCUGUAUGGUACCCUAAUUGGCGGCGGAACGACGGUGAUGUAUGAGGGAAAACCUGUUGUGGCAAACAAUGCAGGCGCCUUUUGGAGAGUAGCGAGCGAGUACGGCGUAUCAAAGCUGUUCACGGCGCCAUCGGCAAUUCGGAGCAUCAGAGUGGCUGAUCCACAGGGGGAAAAUUUGAAGGCCUACGAUCUCUCUCGACUGGAAACAAUAUAUCUAGUCGGAGAGAGGACAGACCAUGCGACAUUGCGUUGGUUUCAGGGCGCUCUAAGAGACGCCUUUGACGGAACAAAUUCCAGGACAAAUCCCCCACUUGUAAUCGAUCACUGGUGGCAAUCUGAGACCGGCUGGCCAAUGACGUGCGUCAUGACGGGCCGGCCUUUCACGCGAAAUGAUUACACGCCUUGCAGGGAAGGAUCUUGUGGGAAGCCCUGCCCUGGGUGGGAUUUACGAAUUCUAGAUGACGAGGGUGAAGAAGUAGAAGAGGAAAUGACUGGGCACAUUGUGGUCAAAUUGCCCAUGCCUCCCGGUUCACUCAAGAGCCUGUACGAGAACGAUGCGAGGUAUAUAUGCACGUAUCUAUCCCGGUUCCCCGGAUAUUACGACACAGGAGACAGUGGAUUUUUCGAUGAUGAUGGGUACCUUCAUAUCGAGGGCAGAACAGACGACGUGAUCAACGUGUCCGCUCAUCGUAUCUCGAGUCUAUCCAUUGAGGAGGUUCUCACCAAGCAUCCCGAAGUGACAUCAGCUGCAGUGGUGGGCGUCACGGACGCAGUCAAAGGCCACGUUCCGGUUGGAGUCGUUGUUCUUCGUCACAGUCGCGUGAAGCAGAGCAGUGACGAAGAGCAACAGAAAAGAAGGAGGAUCAUACAGGAACUGGUGAAUGAUGUCCGCGAGCGUAUUGGUCCCUUCGCGUGUUUCAAGACCUGUGUCAUUGUGAAUAAACUGCCGCAUACGAGAUCAGGAAAAACUCUUCGGAAAACUAUCGCGCUCAUUCUGGAGGGCCACAGAUACGCAGUCCCGCCUACAAUCGAUGACCCGUCUGCUCUCUCAGAACUCCAGCAGGCUGUGAAGGAACAGCUGGGUAUCGAGGAAAUAACAAGUGCACCUCAUCACCUGGCAUGGAAGAAUGGCCUCAGCGUGAAAUGGCCUCAGCCUGGUCACGGUGGACUUUAA
Besnoitia besnoiti is the source of this 2133-nucleotide messenger RNA. RefSeq names its product propionate-CoA ligase. The transcript is spliced from 4 exons. Lineage: Eukaryota; Apicomplexa; Conoidasida; Eucoccidiorida; Sarcocystidae. Bases 1 to 2133 code for a protein of 710 amino acids. The record is from RefSeq and is a predicted model, not a curated record.